AUGAGUGUCGAUGAGGAUAAAGAAUUUAUGGAACCAAAUCCUGAAACUGCCUGGCUGGAACAAAGAACAACAAUUGGUGAAUUUAGAGUUUGGCAUAUUAUAGCAUUUUGUGUUGGCAUAUUGUUAAGUAUAGUUAUAAUGGUCUGCUGCUGUAUGCGAUUUCGAAUACCACGCACCAAACAGGAAAUCGAAGCUGAUUAUCAGCGGAAACAGAUUACCAAGAAAUUUCGAGAAAAAUUACAACAAAUUAAAAAUUCCGAAAUGGAUGAUAUGGAUUUACAAAAAGCCAUUGAAUACAUACAAACUCACUAUCUGACGAAACAAUGCAACAGUGUGGAGAGUUUAGAUAAGGAUUUAAAUAAACUUAAAAAUCAAAUUGCCACAAUUGAUAAUAUUAAAGUUUAAAUAACUAUA
Messenger RNA from Calliphora vicina (urban bluebottle blowfly), 414 nucleotides. Its product is annotated as transmembrane inner ear expressed protein. The coding region runs from base 1 to 405 and encodes 134 amino acids. The transcript has 3 exons. NCBI's taxonomy places the organism in Eukaryota, Metazoa, Arthropoda, Insecta, Diptera, Calliphoridae. The record is from RefSeq and is a predicted model, not a curated record.